AUGGAGUUCCCAAAAAAUCUCGCCCUAGUUCUAGCAAUAACAAGCGUCAUCUGCCUCGCCAUUCCCAAUCCAUCGCUUGCCGAUGACUCCCCCAGCGAUUACCUCAAUCCCCAUAACAUGGCCCGAAAGGAUGCCAAGGUGGAUCCGCUGUAUUGGAACAAAGAACUGGCACACUACGCCGAGCAGAGCGCCGGCAACUGCGGCCGCGGAUCCUACAACAGCCACUAUGGCGUGAACGUGUACAAGGACCGCCAUGCCACCGCGUAUGACGCAGUGAAAGAAUGGACGAAGUGCAAACAUGGGGAUUGCAGUGAUGACUACAAGCAGGUGGUGUGGCCUCACACCAAGUGGCUCGGAUGCGCACAUCACCCUUGCCAUGAUCACAAUGGUGAGUACUACUUCAUCGUCUGCUACUAUGACCCUCCAGCCUCCAAGCACUGA
Phoenix dactylifera (date palm) is the source of this 441-nucleotide messenger RNA. Its product is annotated as pathogenesis-related protein PRMS-like. The record is from RefSeq and is a predicted model, not a curated record. Lineage: Eukaryota; Viridiplantae; Streptophyta; Magnoliopsida; Arecales; Arecaceae.